UUAUUUAUUUAUAUCUACAAUGUCCCUAAAACACAAAUUCCUGGUUUUGAUUUUUUUCAGUGUAGCUUCGUCGGAUUAAUGGCUUCUUCCUUCCUGAUUGGCCUUUCAGCCCAACAGGCCUGAUUUAUCUGGGCGUAAUGACUCUCUCUCCACCUUAAAACUCGCCCACUGGGGUUCCUCAUCUAUUCUGAAUGAGCCAAUCAGAAGCUGACAAAGCAGUGACAUCAUCAUCUGAAGGUUUGCUUCGUCUCCUGCAGGUAUGUGAACGGAAAAACCUACAUGGAGGACGUGGCGGACGCUCUGGAGGAGGCCAAGGAGGAGAUCUUCAUCACUGACUGGUGGUUGAGUCCAGAGAUCUUCCUGAAGCGGCCGGUCGUCGAGGGGAACCGAUGGCGUCUCGACUGCAUCCUGAAGCGCAAAGCGCAACAAGGCGUUCGGAUCUUCGUGAUGCUCUACAAGGAGGUGGAGCUGGCUCUGGGAAUCAACUCCGGCUACAGCAAGCGGACGCUGCUGCGCCUCCACCCCAACAUCAAGGUGAUGCGGCACCCCGACCACGUCUCCUCCGCCGUCUACCUGUGGGCGCAUCACGAGAAGAUCGUGGUGAUCGACCAGUCGGUGGCGUUCGUGGGCGGCAUCGACCUGGCGUACGGCCGCUGGGACGACCGCGAGCAUCGGCUCACCGACAUCGGCAGCGUGACGCUGUCGCACCUGGAGCAGGCUGCAGCCGCGGCCUCCAGCUCAGCGGCGCCCUCCGGUGGCGGCGGCCAGAACAAGGUUUUCUCGGUGAUGGACUCUGGAGAUCAGCCCAAGCUGAAGAGUCAGGGGAGGAUGAGGAGGACGAGGAUGAGCAUCAAGAAGCACCUGCAGAAACACGGGCUGGCGCGCGCCGACAGCGACAGCGACCUGGAGGAGGAGGAGGAGGAGAGUUGGUCGUCCAGCAUCAACAGCCAGCAGACUCUGAUUCCCGGCCGGCUGCUGGAGCUGCGGGCGGCGGCGCCGCUGCCGCUCGCCCAGGCCGGUGAGUCCCGGCACGACGGCCACCAGACCCGUUUCCCAGCAUGCACUGCUGUGGAUUUGACCUUUACUCGACAACCUUUGGUCCUCUGGGUCAAAGGUUGAUCUUUGUUUUUAAAAACAGAGAAUCUGUGGUGGUUUUUAUGAUGUC
Molecule: messenger RNA, 1165 nt
Organism: Poecilia latipinna (sailfin molly)
Lineage: Eukaryota; Metazoa; Chordata; Actinopteri; Cyprinodontiformes; Poeciliidae
Product: phospholipase D1-like
Exons: 6
Coding region: 280-1119 (279 amino acids)
Biological process (GO): phospholipid catabolic process; regulation of vesicle-mediated transport; regulation of microvillus assembly
Cellular component (GO): intracellular membrane-bounded organelle; plasma membrane region
Molecular function (GO): D-type glycerophospholipase activity
Source: RefSeq, a predicted model, not a curated record